This is a messenger RNA of Salvelinus namaycush (lake trout), 4075 nucleotides long. It is a transcript of the gene icam5, whose product is annotated as intercellular adhesion molecule 5. Gene Ontology annotation, cellular component: membrane. Gene Ontology annotation, molecular function: integrin binding. The transcript is spliced from 12 exons. NCBI's taxonomy places the organism in Eukaryota, Metazoa, Chordata, Actinopteri, Salmoniformes, Salmonidae. Gene Ontology annotation, biological process: cell-cell adhesion. The record is from RefSeq and is a predicted model, not a curated record. Bases 195 to 3170 code for a protein of 991 amino acids.
UGCCUGAGAUACACUUACUGGCAUUAGCACAGUGUUAGGACCGAGCCUGGACCAACGGGUGGACCAUCAGUCAGGGCAUCCUCUCUUACAACAUCCCCCAUCACCCUCACCUUGCUCAGCAUCACCCUCACCUUGCUCAGCAUCACCCUCACCUUGCUCAGCAUCACCCUCACCUUGCUCAGCAGAGAACUACCAUGAUCUCACUCCAGAGAAUGUUGGGCCUCCUCAUGCUCAUGCUGUUACAUGGAGUAAAUACCUUUCCUCUUGAGCUCAACCCUCCCAGAGUGGUGGUGAGAUAUGGAGACUCAGUCUCAGUCAACUGCAGCACAUCAUCCACAGACCAUGAGGGGAUGGGCUGGGAGGCCACAUUCGGAGGUACAGGUUUAAAACAACAUGUCAACGUUGUCACCUGGACUGUGGAUAACCUUACUGAUUGGACAAUAGAACCUAAAUGCUACAUCACAUCAUUGAGCGAUCAACCCUCAAAAGUACUUCCAGUCAUUCUCUACAAGACUCCAGACAGCGUCUCCAUCUCUGUUCUGAGCCACUCUGGUCCCAUGGUGGAGGGGACAGAGUACCAGCUGCAGUGUGACAUCCAGAACAUCGCUCCUCUACAGAACCUGGUUGUGAAGUGGUACAAAGGGAAUGAACUCUUAGAUAAUGUAACUUACAGCGACGUCAGUAAGACACCAGUGGAUGUGUCACCUACUCUGAUGAUCAUCCCCAGUAGAGAUGAUGAUGGAGCUCAGUAUAGAUGUAGAGCAGAACUGGACCUGGGACCAGAGGGACCACAACCCCAUCCUACAGUGACAUCAGAACCUCUCAACAUUACUGUGCACUACAAGCCAGUGAUUGAAUGCCCAAGCCAGUACAGUGCCGUGGAGAAUUCCCCCCUGGACAGGAUCCCUUGUACAUUCAAUGGGAAUCCUCCCCCUAACGUUGUGUGGUACCAGGAGGGCAGACAGGUCAAUGCCUCUGCACCCCUGGCCAGGACGGACUUUGGCCAGUAUGUCAUCACGAUCACCAAUGACAUAGGCAGCACCAGCUCUACUGUUCAUAUCACAGUGGAAUAUGCCCCCAAGUUUAACUGUAUUGAUCAAUAUGAAGUUAAAGAGAAUGAAAAUCACAACCUCUCAGUCACCUGUACAGUUGAUGGCAACCCUUCUUCUAAAAUCACCUGGUUGAAAGCCCAACAGGAAGUGGAUAUCCCUCAAAGUCUCACUAGGGAAAACAGAGGGGAGUACACCCUGGUUACAAACAACACACAUGGAAAAGCCACUCACAAGCUUGUUAUCAACGUCUUGUAUGCUCCUGAGUUCCUUCUAGGGAAUGACACAGUGGUGGUGCGUGCAGACAGUGAUGUGUCUCUGGACUGCAGUGCUGAGGGGAACCCUCCUCCUGAGCUGAGGUGGACCAACAACACUGCAGAGGGAAAUGCCAAUGAGACCACUGUGGGGCACCUGCGUACUCUCUAUAUCUCCAGAGUAACAGCUAAUGCAACUUACAACUGCACAGUCACAAAUAGACUGGGCUCCAUCACCAAGCAGAUACAUGUCCUAGUAGAUGUACCUCCACAACAACACCCAACCAUGUUCUCCACAGCACCCUCAACUCCAGGAACUAUGACCACCCUCCCAGCAACAGUCAAGCCAAAAGUAGUUACCUUUCCUCUUGAGCUCAACCCUCCCAGAGUGGUGGUGAGAUAUGGAGACUCAGUCUCAGUCAACUGCAGCACAUCAUCCACAGACCAUGAGGGGAUGGGCUGGGAGGCCACAUUCGGAGGUACAAGUUUUGAACAAGAUGUCAACGUUGUCACCUGGACUGUGGAUAACCUUACUGAUUGGACAAUAGAACCUAAAUGCUACAUCACUCUCAAUGAUGGCAAACAAUCCUCAAAAGUACUUCCAGUCAUUCUCUACAAGACUCCAGACAGCGUCUCCAUCUCUGUUCUGAGCCACUCUGGUCCCAUGGUGGAGGGGACAGAGUACCAGCUGCAGUGUGACAUCCAGAACAUCGCUCCUCAACAGAACCUGGUUGUGAAGUGGUACAAAGGGAAUGAACUCUUAGAUAAUGUAACUUACAGUAACGUCAGUAAGACACCAGUGGAUGUGUCAGCUACUCUGAUGAUCAGCCCCAGUAGAGAUGAUGAUGAAGCUCAGUAUAGCUGUAGAGCAGAACUGGGCCUUGGACCAGAGGGACCACAACCCCAUCCUACAGUGACAUCAGAACCUCUCAACAUUACUGUGCACUACAAGCCAGUGAUUGAAUGUCCAAGCCAGUACAGUGCCGUGAAGGAGAAUUCCCCCCUGGACAGGAUCCCUUGUACAUUCAAUGGGAAUCCUCCCCCUAACGUUGUGUGGUACCAGGAGGGCAGACAGGUCAAUGCCUCUGCACCCCUGGGCAGGACGGACUUUGGCCAGUAUGUCAUCACGAUCACCAAUGACAUAGGCAGCACCAGCUAUACUGUUCAUAUCACAGUGGAAUAUGCCCCCAAGUUUAACUGUAUUGAUCAAUAUGAAGUUAAAGAGAAUGAAAAUCACAACCUCUCAGUCACCUGUACAGUUGAUGGCAACCCUUCUUCUAAAAUCAUCUGGUUGAAAGCCCAACAGGAAGUGGAUAUCCCUCAAAGUCUCACUAGGGAAAACAGAGGGGAGUACACCCUGGUUACAAACAACACACAUGGAAAAGCCACUCACAAGCUUGUCAUCAACGUCUUGUAUGCUCCUGAGUUCCUUCUAGGGAAUGACACAGUGGAGGUGAGUGCAGGCAGUGAUGUGUCUCUGAACUGCAGUGCUGAGGGGAACCCUCCUCCUGAGAUGAAGUGGAACGACACCGCUGCACGCAGUGUGAAGUUGUCCACUGAGGGGCGCCAGAGGACUGUUAGAAUCACCACAGCUGGGAUCUACAUCUGCACUGCCACGAAUAUAUUUGGGACGGUCACCAGAAGAACAACAGUAACUAUAAAAGGUGGCUCCACAAUUAUAUUUUGGGUGAUUGCAUUAGUUUUCCUGGUCAUUGCCCUGGUAGUCCUGAAAGUCUUCUGUAUGUGGAAGAAAAGACAAGGAUAUUAUAAUUUCAUACCAGUCAACCAGUCAAAUGUUCCAUUGAUGCCACUGUCUACAACAGGGGUAGACAACCAUGAUCCAGAGGGGUAUCCUACGAAGGUUUGAGGAGUUACCUAAGUAAAUUAGAUAAACUCUUGAGUUCAACUCGGGAUAGCCAGUCAUACGAAAGUGUCUCACCCUUUAGCCAGGUACAUUUCAGAACUAAUCUGCUCCUGGGCAGGCUAACUCCAGCCCAGUAGAGGUUACUGAGGGGAGGACGGCCCAUAAUAAUGGCUGGAACGGAGCGUGGAUAACAUUCCACUGAUUGCGCUCCAGCCAUUACCACGAGCCCGUCUUCUCCCGAUUAAGGUGCCAACAAUCUCCUGUGAACUCCACUUGCCCUGACUGAAGUGAAUGAGCCACGAGAUGAAGACCAAUUAAAUAAGAAUCCCUCCCGCUUGUAAAGAUUGCGUCAUCAUCUACUUCAUUUGAGGAAGACAAUAUUUUAUUCAUGAAUUUUUUUUGUGUGUGUAAAAUUUUUUUUUGGGGGGGAUUAAAAUAUAUCACAUUCCAAAUGUUGUAAUGACAGAAUGCAUUUUAAAUUUCACGCACAGUAACACGUUUGUACAAUAUUAAAAUGAUUUGGUCUACAUGCAACAAUGGGAUUUAAUAAAUCAAAUCCUUAAAAAUACAUUUCAUCCACAUCAUUGAACAAUUAAUUCUGAAUGAAAAACGAAAUAUAAUUGAUUUCAAACAACAAUGAGACUGCGUGAUCUGCAAACGUAUUUAAAAUGUAAGAUUAGGGUGGGGAUUCAAUCGGAGCCUGUUCAAGUGUCUUGCAUCUGACAACAUACAAACGAAUGUAAUAAGAAUGUUCAUAUUUCUAUAUCAAUACUUAAUUGUAUUGCUUGCUGUAGUCUAAUUACAAUAGCAUCCGAACAUUCAUUUUCCUUUAUAAAACUAUUUUCAAAACUGUUUUUAAAAGUGACUUGUGUAUGCCCAUAAAUAAACAAGCAUCACUGCUUAUGACA